UGGAAUUAUUAUGGAAAACAAAUCUUAGGUAGAUAAAAUGUCAAUUUGAAGUUAAUGUAGCUUCCUUUGUAAGCUUCAAGCAUAACAUUUUUUAACAGCCUGCCUAUUGAAGUACGGUCUUUGUGUACCUCUAAAUUUUGUAUGGUCACAAGAAAAUGGUUAGUAUUAAAUCCUCUUUACAAAACUGAGGAUUUCUUUGAGGCUAUAAGGGCUAAGCCCAUUUCACCUGGAUGGUUUUGCCUGUAACUGCUAAAUUUCAUCCUACAGCACCUUAAUGGGGCGUGGAAAAGACAGCAGUUCCGAGAGUGAAGAAGAUUCUAAUGUCAGACACGACCGAUUCAAACCAGAACGAUUUAAAGACUCUCAUUCAAAUUCACAAUCUUCAAGCUCUUCUAGGUCUAAAGAUUUUAACUAUGAUAGGAAUAACAGUAAGAGACAUAGAGAAAGAUCGCCACAUAGGAGUCAUUUUCAAAAAGACUAUUCAUCACAACGAAAAGAAUCAAGAAACAAGUACGAUGAUAUAAGAUCAAAUUCAAAAUCUAACAUUUCUUAUAAACAUGAUUCCAGAAAAAAACAAUCACCAUCCCAGCACGAACGAAAACAUUCUCGUUCACAUAAUCGUGAGAAGGAUAAUUCUAGUUCAAAGACUAGUGGUUCUAGUUUAAAAAAAUUGUCCUCUAUACUGAAAAACUUCGAUCAGAAGAUGGAAUCAAAACGACUUGAUGGUCAAAGCCAUUCAGAAAUAGGACCUGCUCUUCCACCAAAUUUAUCUGAAAAAGCUAAAGAAGAAAAAGAGCCAAGUUCAUUGGAUCCAAUAUCAAGUAAAACAAACAUUGGCCCUGCAUUGCCCCCUCACUUGAAGAUCGACAAUACUGAUAUUGAUGAAGACUCAGAUACAGGGUCUGUUGGUAGUCAGCCCAACAAAUUAACUCAAACCAACGUGAGUGACACUUCGUCUUCAGUGAAACCAGCCAUUCCUCCUAACCCUGAAACAAAGAAUGUUGAAGAACCAGAAUCUUUAGAACAAUUACAAAAUCAUUCUGUCUCCGAAAUGAAUUUAUCUCCUCAUUCAAGUGACUCGCAUGACAAUUUAGAAACUUUUGGCCCAGUCUUGCCCCCAAAAGUGGAAGAGGAAUCCUAUGGACCUGCACUCCCACCAAAUUUGAAGAAAACUACUGUCCAAGGGCCUAUGCUGCCGUCAGGUAUAACUUCCGAUGAUUUAGAAAAAAUGGAACAGGAAGAAUCCGACAAUGAAGACACUUUUGGUCCUCUUCCUGUUGGAAAAAUGAAUAUGACACAAUAUCAAUUAGAACUGCGAGCUAUGGAUAUUAAAAGAAAACUGGAAGAGGAGAAAAGUGGAUCAUCUAAAGACGUAAACAAAAGAGAAGAGUGGAUGCUUGAAUUGCCUCCAGAAAAGGCUUCCAAUCUUGGCUUAGGUCCUCGCCAGUUCCGUAUGAAGGAAGGGCCUGACAUGAGCAACAGAUCUGCUUGGACUGACACUCCUGCUGAGAAGAAGCGCAAGGAAGAAAUGGCUUUGAAAGGAGAGGCAGAGCCAGUUAACACUGAAGAGAUCAUGAGGACUGCAUUCGUCAGAGAGCGAAAUGAAACAAUGGAAAAAAUAUCAAAACUUAGUAAAGAAGAAGAUAGGGAGAAAAGUCUUCUAGAACUUCAUCAGAAGAAGUUGAAAAAGAAGAAAAAGAAGGAAGAAAAAGAUGGAAAGAAAAAGGAAAGGCGUCCAUUUGAUCGCAACAUAGACCUGCAAGUUCACAGAUUUGAUGAGGCGCAGAAGAAGGCUAUAUUUAAAAAAGCCCAGCUUCUUGACACAAGAUUUUCAACUGGUGAAAGCAAAUUCUUGUAAAAUUGAAUAAAUUAUGUAUAAUUAUCCAAGAUCUCCUGGAGUGUAAGACCUCGAGUGUCUGGUAGGACGAAGAUUGUGAACAGCAGUGCUGCCACACAGCAGGCUGAGAAGAUGAAGAAUGCGAAGUGUGCACCCAGAUGGUC
Macrosteles quadrilineatus (aster leafhopper) is the source of this 2001-nucleotide messenger RNA. Its product is annotated as GPALPP motifs-containing protein 1-like. The transcript has 7 exons. Lineage: Eukaryota; Metazoa; Arthropoda; Insecta; Hemiptera; Cicadellidae. The coding region runs from base 275 to 1858 and encodes 527 amino acids. The record is from RefSeq and is a predicted model, not a curated record.